AGAAUAUUCAAAAUGGCGUCAUCUAAUAACAAAAAAAUGGCGGGCAACAUGAAUUCGCUUUACUGCACAUAUUUAAAAUUUUAGCAAUGUACACACUAGUGAAUCGAGACGAGGAGAGUUCAGUGUAUAAUUUUGUUAAAAACCUGUUAUUAGAAGGAUCAUCGGAGAAGACGAAAUGGAGAGAAGUUCAUCAAGAUUUCGAACGGUUCAACUUGAUGUUUGGAGAGAGGAAAAGGAAAGGACUAGAUUAUACAAGGCUGGGUAUUUACAUUUGUAUUAAAGAUCAUGUAAAUAUGUUUAUGUAAAGAUCAGACCAAUUCCUUCAUGUCGUUUUACGAUGCACAUGGUUGAAAAGGAUUUGUGGCACAGAAUUGUGCUGAAGAAAUGUAAAAUGGUUUCUGUGUUUACAUCAGGCUAUGUAAACACGGAAACUAUGUUACAUUUCUUUUAUAAAAUAACUAAUGAAAGAGGAACGAAAACCGUGUUUACAUACGCUCAUAUAAAUAAAUGGUUUUAUGGCCAAUCAGAGCGCGCGUACUAUUUGAAUUAUUUUAUAAAACAUAAUGUUACACCACAUAUUGAGUUGCAAUUGGUCUUUUAGAGAAAUAUAGACCGUGCAGAAUUGAAGCAUCUUCUUACCUAGAUCUGACAAGGUUAUAAUGAAACACAAAGGCAAUAAACAAGGGGAUAGAAAUGUUCACAUAGGCUUGUUUUGAUUUUGGUUUGUAGGUCAUGUUCCAGGGCUGUGUCAAGCAGUCAAUUACUACAGAGGUUCUGAAAAUCUUCUCUGUAAAAAGGUACCUUUAGUGAAGUAAGUGGAUUAAGUUGGAUGAUAUUGCAUUUGAACAAAUGAAAGGUGAUAUCAUGCAGUUUUUACAAGGAGUGCCAUUUGCUCAGUAUUUUGGCUUUAGUAAUCAACUUUGUAACAGUGACUUUGUUGAAUUCACUAAAAACACUUUGAUUAAUCAAAAGAAUUCCCCAUGUGUGUAAAUUCCUUGAAAAAAGUAGGCUCUACUGGCUGUAAUGUAAAAGUAAAUUGCAAUUUUUUUCCUUUAGGUAUGUUAGAUCAAUAACACAGAGUGAGGCUGAAACUUAUCAAUGGAUUCCUGUUUCCUUUAUCAUUUUACCUGCACAACUUAAAUCAAAAUCUGACUCAAGAAUGAAUAAAAGUGCAAAAUAUGUGGAUGAAAGAGAGAAGCUUGAAGCAUUUGCCAACAGCCUUAAGGAGAAAGUCUGGAUUGCAAAAUCUUCAUCUGGAGCUAAAGGUGACAUUGUUGUUGCCUAGACUUUUUUAAACAAGUGGAGUUAUAUAUAGCUAAUUACAGGUAGUUAAAGGAGGAGGAGAACCAACACUCAAGUCAAACUGUAUAAAAAUUUUUCAUUUCAUUUUUCUCAGGUUGUUUUCUAGUAACUCCAAUGUAAUGUAAACAGUCCCUCUUUUCUGAUGUUUACCUGGCAAGUGAAUUCUCAAUGUUCAGAUCAAGUAUUGAAGCUACCUCUAGGAAAUAUUAAAAUAUUAUUUUAAGCCCUUCAGUAGAUCUUAACAUAAAGAUUCUAACAAAAUGUUUCAUCAGAGAUCAAGUGCCGAAGGAAUCAGAUUUAAUAUGAAUCUUAUACUUCUAUAUGGUCAUAAACUAGGGAAGGACAUUUUCAUUUCUAAUGACAUAGAAGAAAUUGUGGCUUUUGUUGAUGAGCAGACGCAAGGAUUUGUGGUACAGAAGUACAUUGAAAACCCUUUGCUGCUGGAUAAAAACAGAAAAUUUGAUAUAAGGUCAGUGCUGAAACAUUUUUUUAUUCCAUCUUUCACUUAGUGGCACAUUGUAAGUCUGUGUAAAGAACAGAGAUGUUAGGUGUCAUCUUCGGAGACUCAUCAUUAUCUUUCACAUUAAUGGAAGAUUUCUUACAGAGUUUCAUUGAUUACUCUUCACUCAGAAACAUCAAAUGAAUGCAAAGGAUGAUGCACAGUCAUAUUCAUUUGAAUAUCUCUCCCACAAUGUUUAAGUGGAUCAAUUGAAAUCAACCGAUCAAUAAAAUUGCACAGAAUAACAAUAACAAUUAUAUUUCAAGAUCUUUAAAUUUUUUUUUUUUUACUAACUUUCAGGUGCUGGGUCCUCCUGGAUCAUACAUACACCAUUUAUAUUUUCUCAGAAGGAGUCCUAAGAACCUCAUCUGAACCAUAUGAUGUUGAUAACUUAAAAAAUAUCACUAGUCAUCUGACAAAUCAUUGUAUACAGGUGAAUAAUGUGUACUUAUUGACUGAGUAGGAGGGCUGGAUGUAAGUUUAGACUGACUGCAUGACCAAGAACCAAAUGUUUCCCCUUCAGCUUAGCCCAACUCAGUCUAUAAGGAUUUGAUUAUAUGACCUUCAAUCUUUCUUUUUCCUUCAUUCUCCUCUUCCUUCCUUUCUCCAUUCUUUCUUUCAUGGGCAUUUUAGCAUUUUUCCACAUAACACAAGUUUCUUGGACCAGGUCAACUUUUUCUGUCUCUGCCUUCAGUUUUAGUAUCAUUUUAGUCCAGUUUUCUAUAUUUGUGGUGUAUCUGACAAGGCAAACCUGAGUUAAAAAAAAAACCCUUCAAUAGCCAUCAGUGUUGCUCAUAAGGAUAAUUUGCAGGCACAGACUACUCCACUUAACACUACUUGGUAUUUUUAGGCUGUCUUCCUCUCAAAAAGUUAAAUCCAAUCCUCUGCAGUGUUAGUUAUUUAUUCUCAGGAGGAAUACUCUGGUAAUUUCGGACUGUAUGAAGAAGGAAAUGAAAUGUUCUAUGGUGAAUUUUCAAGGUAAGAACCUUUUGUGUUAAUAAUCAGAGGUAUCUGUUGGGUUUUAUAUAAUAAGCUCAAUUAUGCAAGCAUUCUGAUUGGUUCUUACUUCUGACGUAUUGGAGGACAGACAAAUAGAUGAUGUCAUCAUUAAAACUUUUUUUCCAUAUAUUUUAAUUCUUUAUUGUGUAAAACAAAUAGAUUCCAAGUUGCUGUGUGUCUGUUCAGUAAUAGAUCACAGAUGAUGUCAAAAUGUGAUAAGAACAUCAGUGACACACUCAGCUGCGCCUCGUGUGCCAUUUUUUUGUUCUUACCCCAUUUUGAUGUCAUCUGUGAUUUAUGACUGAACAGAUGCAUGGCAAUUUGGAAUCUAUUUGUUAAAUAGAUUUAAGAUACCAAAAAAUAAUAAUAAUGCUAAAUAAAUAAGAGUAAAUUGCAAUUGUAUUGGUGCAACAUGCACUUGCUGUCUUACUAAUUUUUGAAAACUGUAAUUUGUUUCUGGUAAACACCUUCAUUUCUGCUCACUUGAUAAGUGUAUAAAUGUCAUUUGCUAGAAGCAUAUUUUAGGUCAUAUUUUUAAGGUCUUAGGACUCAACCUUACUAAUUAUUGCCAUUAUGUUCUAUGUAUAUAGGUAUCUAGAGGAAACUUUUGGUGUUUCUCUUGCUACGACAAUCUUACCUCAGAUUAAUUCCAUUGUUAAGAAAUGCCUGCUUGGGCUCAAAGAGGUGAGAAUUCUUGAUAGUACGACAAUGCUUGUUGUGAUUUCUGCCUCAGUCAGUGUAAAAGUGAGCUACAUCUUAAAUGUUAAAUAAAGACAAUAGACAUUGUGAUUGUCAAGUGUUGUGAUUGCCAAUUAUAAAAGGGUUACCUGGUUCAUAAUGAAAAUGUGUUCUUGAAUUGUCAUGGUAAAGUAAACCAACAUUUAAAUGAGCUGAGGUGUGAAAUGUCAGCCCUUGGUGGGACAAAAGGAGUUUAAAUGACUGUGAAUAUAUGAAAGUCAUAGAUUUGAACUGUGGAUAAAGAUAUGGAUAUGAAAGUGAUCUUCUCAGUUAUGAGCACUUCUUAGGCAGUAGUGAAAAGAAGGCCUGAAAAAAAAAUUUCAGGCCUGUACAGGAUUUGAACCCAUGACCUCUGCAAUACUGGUGCAGUUCUCUACCAACUGAGCUAACAAAUCCCAUACAGGCCUGAAUUUUUUUUUUUUUUUUUUUUUCAGGCCUUCUUUUCACUUCUGCUUAAGUAGUGUUCAUGACUGUGAAGAUCACUUUCAUAUCCACAAAAGGAGUUUAGACAGGUAUAAAACAGGUUAUUUUUGGCUAGGUAAAUUUGAAUUGAAUUUGAUUGAAUUUGAAAUCCUCAUUGUGGUUAUUUAUCAAUAGAACUUGAAACCAAAUCUUGAAAUGCUAGUAUUCUGAGCCUUGACUUCUGUUUAGAGCUGAAUUAUUAAUCAAACAAACUUAUUAAAAGUAACAUUGUAUUAAAUAUUCAGGAAUUGACUACGGAAGGUUUGAGUUAUCACAGUUUUCAACUCUUUGGGUUUGACUUCAUGAUUGAUGCCCAGUUUCAUGUCUGGCUCCUGGAAGUAAAUGGGGCUCCUGCUUGUGCAAAGUAAGUACCAUUUGUUGUAGGAAGUGUUCAUUACAUAUAAAAUUGCCAAAGGUGUGGUUUGAUCCUCUAUGUGAGGUAGAUCCUGAUAAGGACAAUUGUCAGUGAAAACUAUUCCCAACAACAGCUAUUUUCAGGGACAGAACUCACAAGGAUGAUUGCACUUCCUGAUCAAUUUGAUCAUUGUGUGUGCAGGGCAAUUUUUCCCAGCAACUCAUAAACUGCAACUACUUUGCAAAUUACUCAACUAUGCGAAUCUUACAAUUUAGAUUUGCUAAAACGUGCGACCCUGAAGAGUCUCCCGGGAAAAAAAUAUUUUCAAGGCCACAUGACUUAAGGCGCCUGGAGAUUCGCAACUGAACGGUGCCUCCAAUUGCAUAUAUCCUGUGCGCUUGUUAACAAGAAAUUUCACGGCUUAAUAUCAACAGCAAGUACGGAUUUAGAUGUUUAAAUAAUAAAAAUGUAAUACUUGGUUGAAUAUCGCAUAAUUUUUCAAUGCUAACUGAAGGUUUAAGCACAUGGAUAACUAUCUUGGUAUGGCGCUUUAGCUUGAUCAGAGUAUUUCUGGAAACUGGACUCCUCUUCUGUGAUAUUUUAGGGCAUUAUUACCAGACCUAGCUCAAGACCUUGUGAGAAAAGCCAUAGACCCUCUCUUUCCAAGAGAUUCUAGAAACGACGAGCCUUUUGAGAGUGAUUCGUCAGAGAGCAAGACUCAAGAUACGACAAAGGGACACUUUGUGAUCAUUUGAAAAACAUUUCGAUGUAACCUCACGCCUGAAUCCUGCUUCUGCCGUACAGAACAUCCAACGAUCACACUCGUUGAUUUUACUCACCAACUGUGUGAAACACCACAGAGAAGGAAACUCAUGAGUUUGCCUCGAGAUGCUGAUCGUCUAGCUUAAGAGGGCAAAUUGCGGGUUUCAGCCCCACAUCGGUUUCUGAAAACGAAACUUUAAUGUGUAACAUUAAGGGCUGCAAGCUACGAAAUAAAAAGAAAGGCCGUAUCGGC
This is a messenger RNA of Pocillopora meandrina, 5370 nucleotides long. The record is from the annotation of a GenBank genome assembly. Lineage: Eukaryota; Metazoa; Cnidaria; Anthozoa; Scleractinia; Pocilloporidae.